Molecule: messenger RNA, 1996 nt
Organism: Cygnus olor (mute swan)
Lineage: Eukaryota; Metazoa; Chordata; Aves; Anseriformes; Anatidae
Product: deleted in malignant brain tumors 1 protein-like
Exons: 13
Coding region: 278-1108 (276 amino acids)
Cellular component (GO): membrane
Source: RefSeq, a predicted model, not a curated record
GCAGGUGGUUGGCUGCAGGGUCAAUACCUCUGGGAGAAGAAGCUGGGGCUGCCCCACUGGAGGUGCUUCUGGGAGAGCAAAUUUAAGCAAGGGCAAAAUACUGCCUGGCACUGAGGGCUGAGAGGAAAAAAGAGAGAAACAGCCCUGUAAACACAAAGAUCAGAGAAGAUGGAGGGUGAGGUGCCAGGAGCAGGUAUCCACACAGCAGGUAUCCACAGGGACAGCCCCAUGCCAGAGCAGGCGAAUAGGGGGAGGAGCAGGAAGCAGGAGCUCCAAGAUGGCUACUACCAUGAUCUUGUCUUGGAUGGUAAUGAUGAGUCUUCAUAUUCAGGUGGAUACAGCAUCAAUACCUCCAACGACAGAUGCACCUGUUCCAACAACAAUCAAGCUCACUGAAAUCAUAGCCGAUGAGCUGGAGCUGCGGCUGACCGACGGGCCAAACCGCUGUGCAGGCAACGUGGAAAUCGACUAUUUUGGAAUGAAUGUGAAAGUGUGUGGUUUCCUGUGGGACAUGGACGAUGCUCAGGUUGUGUGCAGGCAGCUUGACUGCGGCUUGCCUGUCAGCGUGAUGGACUAUUUCCCCUCGAGCGAUUCGUAUCCGUGGUACCAUUGGACUGCGGUGGAUUGCAAGGGCUCUGAAACCUCUCUGCUGUUUUGCCCUUAUGAGCACUCACCCUCCGACUGCCAUCACGGGGCUGCUUCUGUCAUCUGCUCAGAUUCAGGACUCCAAGUGCAAAAUGAAAUAAGUACACCUGUACCAACAAGAAUCCAUCCCACUGAAACCAUAGCCAAUGUGCUGGAGCUGCGGCUGACCGACGGGCCAAACCGCUGUGCAGGCAACGUGGAAAUCGACUAUUUUGGAAUGAAUGUGAAAGUGUGUGGUUUGUUGUGGGACAUGGACGAUGCUCAGGUUGUGUGCAGGCAGCUUGACUGCGGCUCGCCUGUCAGCGUGAUGGACUAUUUCCCCUUGAGUGAAUCAUAUCCGUGGUAUCAGAGGACCGAGGUGGAUUGCAAGGGCUCUGAAACCUCUCUGCUAUUUUGCCCUUUUAAUUACGUGUCCUCCGACUGCCAUCACGGGGCUGCUUCUGUCAUCUGCUCAGUCUCGUGACUAACAGGGCCUCCAAUGAAAGUGCCAGAUAGCCCCAGCUCGACUCCCACUUUGCCUCAACUUCAGAACUGGACUCUUUUGGCAUCCUGGAGAACGUGAAUUCAGUUCCUGCUCCAAUCGAUAUCUCUCAUACUACAUUUAUUACUGCUGUCAUGGCCCUGACAGCUGCUGUUUUCACUCUUGUUGGGUUUCUUUUGAAACGUAUAGCGAAGAAAUCAAUUCCGUAUCAGAUCACAUGAGAUUUGGUAAACACCUGCAGCUGAUAACAUUGGUUGAGUAAUUUGAUGGAUUGAGUAAUGUCCUUGCAUUGAGAAAUCUCCUCGACAAUUCAAGAUUAAAGGUCUUCUGUGGUGAUAGAUAACCUCAUGAGAAGAGAUGGGCUUGACAUAACUCAGCACUGAUUGAAGCCAGAAGACCAGCGAAAGUUUGCAGAUCAGUAACAACCUUCAAAUUAGUCAGUUACCACCUACAAUAUUAGGCUGUCAAAUCUUAACACUCCAUUUGAAUCAGCUUCCUCCUCUCAAGAUGGAGAUCUGGCCUCUGCCAGUGAAAAAUAUAGCCUGGGUUGUGGGGAACCCACAUGGCCAGUUCUUGCUCCACAUCAAACAAGAGUUUGUUUCCAGUUUCCUCAGAUGUAAAUUAAGAUCAAUAGUCCUUCUUUUCCACAGGGGAGUUGUGAGUCCAUCACACAAUGUGUGCUGCAUGAUAACCAGAAAUGGGACUUGUCUAAGUACCUCUGAAAGGUAACAUUGCAACUCCACAAUAAAUCGCAAUGUGAUGCAAUGUGUGUAUUUCAAUUUACCCUUCAGGCAAGGCUAGGACUAUUUCAACUUCCCUGUAAUGUUUUCUGUUACCACUACAGUCAGUGCUAGUAAGCAAAAUAUUUGA